AUGGCGUCUCGUACCGAGAACAGUAGUAGCAAAAGAACCCAUCUUUCAAAACCUUGUCUCUCCUCCUCCAUUGAUGGAUUUGAAGAUUGUCAGAAUCGUUCUUCAGCUCUUUCUGUUCACUUAAAGGCUCUUUCUACGAGUAUUAAAUUCUGGGGUUGGAGGUUUCCAAACAAAAAGUUCAAGUCUUGGGCUAGAAAAAUGGCAUCUUUGCACGAACCCAUUUGGAGAAAAGCUGGGAUUUUUGAAGCUGUUAUAGCUUCAACAUACAAAAUCCCUAAAGACACAGAUCUUGUUCUGGGUUUAGCUGAGAAAUGGUGUCCAGACACUAAAACCUUCAUUUUCCCUUGGGGUGAAGCAACUAUAACCCUUGAAGACGUUAUGGUGCUUUUGGGUUUCUCUGUUUUGGGUUUGCCUGUUUUUGCCACCGUGGAUAGCUCAGGGAAGGAGAUUAUGGCGAAGCUAGAGAAAGAAUGGAAGAAGAUUAAGAACGAUAAAGUCUGUCUGGUAACCAAAUUAGCAUGGAUGGAGAGAUUCAUGAACAGUGGUGAUGAGCUUGAGCAUGUUGGGUUCCUUGUGUUGUGGCUUAGCUACUUUGCCUUUCCAUCACACUUAUUUCAUAUCUCUGAAGCUAUUUUGCCAGUCGCUGUUCAUCUUUCAAGUGGAACUAAGAUGGCUCUUGCUCCUGCUGUUCUUGCACACUUGUAUGCAGACCUAAGUCUCUUGCAAGGCCACAUUAGAGUUUUCAGUGAAUCGCUUAUUAAGGUACAGCUUGAUCUUAAUGCUUUGUUUAAGCUGGUUCAAGUUUGGGCAUGGGAGAGAUUCAGGGAACUACAACUAAAACCUUUUUCGUUGCUAAGGGGUGAGCCAAGAUUGGCUCGGUGGUGUGACAUGAAACAGAGUACCAGCAAUGCUUGGAGGAUUUUCAACAACUCCAAAAUGGAUAGUUUUGAGUGGCGCCCCUACACUAAAACUGUGAAAAACUGGGAUUUUCCUCGAUUUUAUCCUGAGAGAGCAAUGCGGGUGCCUGUUGGUCCCAACCUUGAUGAUGAAUUUAUCUCCUUUGCUCGAUGCAUCAAGGUGUCUGAGCUUGUUGGUAUUGACAGUGUGGAGCAUUACUUUCCCAAUCGAGUGGCUUCACAGUUUGGGAUGCGUCAAGAUGUUCAUUGUCCUGUUAACCAGAAAAAACUCUCACGUGAUGCAGCUUGGAAUGAUUACGACAAGCCUAUUGAUGGUUUGACAAUAUACAUUCCUUCCCGUUCUGCAAUAUCUUGUGUUACGCCUAUGUGCGAGCCGCAGAGGAAGGGUUUUGUUGAAUCAGAUGAAACAUUGAAAUCAAGAACCAUCAUAGGUGAUGACACUAGUUUUGUAACUUCAGGCUCUAAGAUGAACAGAACAAGCGAGGAUGAAAUGAAGAUAGCUGAGAAUUCAACAAACAAGAGACGAAAGUACAUGAAGCAAGCUCAUAGGGGUACAAUGGGUCUUUGUCAGAAACAGGUUCCAUCAGACAAUGAUGAAGACGAUGAUAGCCUCACCGUUUCUCAAGUAACGAACAGUGGAGGAGAUUGUGAGCCGCUUGGUAAAAAAUGUAGACUUGAGGUGGGUAACAAUGAUUCAAAGCCUUGUCACAAGCCAUUUUCGAUUAGCUAUGAUGGAGAUGAAACUGUACCACCACCAGAAGUAGGGCAAAGGAAUGAAGAAACUGAUGAAACAGCGAGCAAAGCAGGGAAGCGUAUGGUUCUGAGACCACUUUAUGAAACUGACUCAUCAGGUUCUCCUGUUGAUUUUGAUGGAGCAAUUGACAUUGUUGAACCAGCACCAGAGACAAGGCAAUUAUGUGAUGAUGAGCUUGAUGCGUAUGGAAGCUAUGCAGAGAAGUCGACUAAGAUCGAUGCUGGCAGCAAGGAACCAAAGUGUUUGCUCCAUGAAGAUGAUGCCAUAGCUGGAGAAAUGACGAGAUCAGAUAGUAAGUUGUGCAGUGAAACUGAGAAAGAAAAUGAUGAUGGAAGGAUCAACGAUAAGGUGCAAGCAUCAAAGGGAGACAAAGAUGAAACAAGCAAAACAUAUAAGAGUAUGGUUCUCAGCUCAUCUGAUAAGUCAAACAUUCACAUCACUGCAGGUGGCAGAAGUCAGGGACAAAAUUAUUUGCUUCAUGACGAUGGUUUCGGAAGUGAAGAAACUAAGAAAUCCAGUGAGCAGUUAGAGGAUUUAGAAAAGAGAAACCAUGAUUUUGGUGAUGGUGAAGUCGAUAAUGACACCACUGAAAAGAGAUUUCAAGAGCUCAAGGUGCUGGAAUCAUCGAUAGAGGAGCGAAUUCUUAAAGCAGAAAGAACUGUGGCAUGGCUGAAAGAAAAGAGAGCCAUAUAA
Molecule: messenger RNA, 2364 nt
Organism: Arabidopsis thaliana (thale cress)
Lineage: Eukaryota; Viridiplantae; Streptophyta; Magnoliopsida; Brassicales; Brassicaceae
Product: aminotransferase-like, mobile domain protein
Exons: 2
Coding region: 1-2364 (787 amino acids)
Biological process (GO): meristem development; meristem maintenance
Source: RefSeq, marked reviewed